Messenger RNA from Paracoccidioides lutzii Pb01, 606 nucleotides. RefSeq lists its product as hypothetical. The coding region runs from base 1 to 606 and encodes 201 amino acids. The transcript is spliced from 4 exons. The record is from RefSeq and is a predicted model, not a curated record.
AUGUCGGAUGUUGAAAGUAGCGCUGAUCGCAAAUUGUCGGCCACUCCUGCCCAAGCUUGCGGAGCUGGACUCUGGUCCUUCGAAGAGGAGACUGAUCUCUCUGCAGACCUGGGGAGCUCUCGUUUGAUAUGGUCUCCCAAAAGGGGUUUGGCGGAUGCCCGUAAUGAUUCCACACCGACUCUGGCCAGAUCGAUGCUCUGCUCUCUCCACGGUGGGGAUCGAAAGAAACGGCUACGUGACGAACUUGUGGACACUGCCCAUAGUUACCCACAUCGACUUGCUCCUGCAGAAAGACUCUUUCCUAUCUAUCUUAGAGGAUUGUGCGGGGGUUUGCAGCAGACGUUCUUCAACUCAUCUCAUCAGGCUAAUGAAUUUGAACGCUGCGGUACAGUGUCUCUUCAAAAGAGAAUACGCAACACGUACGGUGCAUACCACUGGGGAGUUCUGUUGGCACCUAAGAAGUCCAACGGCCGCGACAACAUGGCAUACGACGUUUCGGACGGCGUUCGGUUGGAUAAUGAAACUGGACAAGACCUGAACUCGGAAAGAGAUUGGUCCUUCAGGAUUAAGAACUUGAAUUCCGUUGGACAGUGGGCGGCUGGCUGA